AUGCUUGAAGAGAUGCGGAUUUAUAUCAUGGACAGGUUUGCUUACAUGAAUGUGGAAAGUGAAAAGUGGAAUUCAAAUGUUUGUCCAAAAAUUUUGAAAAAAAUGAAUAGAUUUGGAAAAAAUAUGAGGUUCUGGGGAAUAAUUCAUAGUCAAGGGCAUGUGUUUGAGGCCAGAAGAGGGUGUGACAGUUAUAGGGUGGACUUAGAUGAUAUGACAUGUUCAUGUAGGCUGUGGGAUUUGGCUGGCAUCCCUUGUGUGCAUGCAAAUGCAGCAAUUAAUUUUAUCCAUCAAACACCAUAUGCAUACAUCAAUGCAUACUUCUCUAAAGAUAAAUUUAGGCAAUGUUACUCAACAAACAUUGAACCUGUUAAUGGCAGCAAUCUUUGGGCCCAAACUGAAUACAUUAAGCCAUUGCCUCCAAUGUCUAGGAGGAUGCCUGGUAGGCCUGCUACCAAAAGAAAGAGGCAUGCCAGUGAGAAGGAGAGCGAGUUUUCAACAACAAAAGUGAAGGUUGCAAGAACUACCAGAUGUGGUAAUUGUUUGGAAUAUGGUCAUAACAAGAGGGCAUGUAAGAAUGAGAGAAAACAAUAUGUGCCUCCCCCACCAAAGAAGACAGGAAGGCCAAGAAAACAUCCCAUCCCCCAUGUGUCUACAAGCCCUGGUCAACCAAAUGUCCCAAGUCAACCCCUAAGUCAACCUUCAUGCUCUAACACAGUGAGGAGGAGUCCAAGAAAACAUAACACAUUGACGAUGAGUCCUAGAAAACAUCAGCAACAGGCAGGUUCUAAAAGAUUUAGGAGAAAUAGUAUUGAUGUACCAAGGAAGAAGUUGUGCACAGGGAGAGGUGGUGGGAGGAUUGGUUCUGCAACUAUAGUUGUGCAGGAAGUUCCAGUAAUUCAUAUUCAAGAUGGUCAUAUGAUGCAAGAAGGAGAAAGUAGUCAAGCAAGUGUGAUGGAAGGUAGUGACACUUUUGGGCAAUCACUAAAUGGUGACAAUGAGGUGGAAGAUAAUCAGUUUAUUGAGUUUACUGAGGGCAAAGAGGAUGAUAUUCUCCCAGAGAAGAUACAAUUAGGACCUGAAGAAAUUGCUAGUAUGCUAGAAGCUGGUUAUAGCAUGGCAGAAAUAGAAGCUAUGCCAGGGGUACAAGUGGAAUUGGAUGAUUCCCCACCAGUUGAACUGGAUGUAAAUGAUUUCAUUGAUGGUCAUCAUUCUGAUGAUGAUGUUGGUCUGGAUGGUGGAGCUGAAGGUGCUGGAGAUGAAGCUGCUGGUGAUGGUGGUCUGGAUGAUGAUGUUGGUCUGGAUGCUGGACCUGAUCAUGGUGUUGGAUAUGAAGCUGCUGGUGAUGGUGAUGAAGAAGGUCCUGGUGGCGGAGAUGUUGAUGAUGGUGAUGGGCCUGAAGGUGAUGGUGAUGAAGAAGGUCAUGGUGGUGGAGAUGUUGAUGAUGGUGAGGAAAACCAGGGUGAUGAUGAAGGACAUCAGGUUGUCCCAAUCGUUAGGAAGAGAACAAGGAAAACUUCUGAGAGGAUUACCAAGAUAAAGCUAAGGAAGGGUGUCUAUGACAAAGAUGGUGGUGGUUCUUCUUCUGUAAAGCCAAUCAACUUGGAGUAGUUUGUUAGCAAGAAGGGGGAUGGGGGUGUAGGGGGAAUGGUAUAGGUUGCCGCUUUUGUAAACUUUGUU
Molecule: messenger RNA, 1677 nt
Organism: Lactuca virosa
Lineage: Eukaryota; Viridiplantae; Streptophyta; Magnoliopsida; Asterales; Asteraceae
Source: the annotation of a GenBank genome assembly